This is a messenger RNA of Meleagris gallopavo (turkey), 5314 nucleotides long. The record is from RefSeq and is a predicted model, not a curated record. NCBI's taxonomy places the organism in Eukaryota, Metazoa, Chordata, Aves, Galliformes, Phasianidae.
AUGGCAAAAGAGUUUGAUCCUGAAGAGUUCUACCACUUGUUAGAAGCAGCAGAAGGCCAUGCCAAGGAAGGACAAGGAAUUAAGUGCGACAUUCCUCGUUACAUUAUCAGCCAGCUGGGACUCACCAGGGAUCCCCUGGAGGAAAUGGCCCAGCUGAAUAGCUAUGACAGCCCAGACACUCCUGAGACAGAUGAUUCAGUCGAGAGCCGUGGAGCCUCUGUCCAGUCAAAGAAAACUCCAUCCGAAGAGGAGUUUGAAACUAUUAAACUGAUCAGUAAUGGUGCUUAUGGAGCGGUGUAUUUGGUGCGCCACAAGACCACCCGUCAACGUUUUGCCAUGAAGAAGAUCAACAAGCAGAACCUAAUUUUGAGAAACCAGAUCCAACAGGCUUUUGUUGAGAGAGAUAUCUUGACGUUUGCUGAGAACCCCUUUGUAGUCAGCAUGUUCUGCUCCUUCGAGACCAAGCGCCAUCUGUGCAUGGUUAUGGAGUACGUGGAAGGGGGUGACUGUGCGACACUUCUCAAGAACAUCGGUGCCCUACCUGUUGAUAUGGCGAGGAUGUAUUUUGCUGAGACUGUUCUAGCGUUGGAGUACCUACACAAUUAUGGGAUUGUUCACCGUGACCUAAAACCUGACAAUCUCCUGAUAACUUCCAUGGGUCACAUUAAACUUACAGACUUUGGACUGUCUAAAAUUGGAUUAAUGAGUCUUACAACUAACCUUUAUGAGGGACACAUUGAAAAGGAUACCAGGGAGUUUCUGGACAAGCAGGUCUGUGGGACUCCGGAAUACAUUGCCCCAGAAGUGAUCCUACGGCAGGGCUAUGGGAAGCCGGUGGACUGGUGGGCCAUGGGAGUCAUCCUGUACGAGUUUCUGGUUGGCUGCGUUCCUUUCUUUGGUGACACACCUGAGGAGCUGUUUGGACAAGUGAUCAGUGAUGAAAUUGCCUGGCCAGAAGGUGAUGAUGCACUGCCGCCAGAUGCCCAGGACCUCAUUUCUAAGCUCCUCCGCCAAAAUCCUCUGGAAAGAAUGGGGACAGGUAGUGCCUUUGAAGUGAAGCAGCAUCGGUUCUUUAAGGAUUUGGACUGGAAUGGAUUACUUCGGCAGAAAGCUGAAUUCAUCCCCCAGUUGGAGUCCGAGGAUGACACAAGCUAUUUUGACACCCGUUCCGAACGGUACCAACACCUGGAUUCAGAAGAGGAGGAGGACACUAAUGAUGAUGAUCAUGUGGAAAUUCGGCAGUUUUCCUCGUGCUCACCAAGGUUUAGCAAGGUGUACAGCAGCAUGGAACGCCUUUCCAUCCACGAAGAGAGGAAGACUCCACCACCGACUAAACGGAGUCUGAGUGAAGAAAAGGAUGACCGGCUGGACAGCCUGGGUGGCUUGAAGAGUCGGGACCGCAGCUGGGUGAUUGGGUCUCCUGAAAUACUGCGUAAGCGCCUGUCGAUGUCCGAAUCCUCGCACACAGAGAGUGACUCCAGCCCACCCCUGACCGUCCGCCGGCGCUGCUCGGGGCUCCUCGACAUGCCCCGCUUCGCCAUCUCUGCUGAGGACGAGGGAGCCGUGCUCAAAAGGCCUCAGUCAGAGGGGAUGCUGCUAUCGGCCGUGCAGUCACCGGUGCCCAUUCCAGAGCAGCCCGUGGAGCAUGAGCUGCAGCUGGAGAGCGAUGCUGGGCCCACCACCCCCUGCGUGGCUGUCAGCAGCACCACGACACUGGCAGCUGGGAGCACUGCAGACUUCUCUGAUCCACGCGCUCGCAGCAACAGCAACGAAGGCCCAGACUUCACCACUCCUAAAGCCAUCAGCGACUUGGCAGUGCGGCGCGCGCGGCACAGGUUGCUCUCCGGGGAGUCGGGCGAGAAACGCACCUCGAGACCAGUCAAUAAAGUGAUUAAAUCAGCAUCCGCCACUGCCUUGUCCCUCAUGAUUCCCUCAGAUCACCACACGUGUUCCCCAUUGGCUAGUCCAAUGUCACCUCAUUCUCUAUCCUCAAACCCAUCUUCGAGGGACUCCUCACCCAGCCGCGACUUUUCUCCUGCUAUCGCAAACCUGAAACCACCAAUCAUCAUCCAUCGGGCUGGAAAGAAAUACGGUUUCACUCUGCGUGCCAUUCGCGUCUAUAUGGGUGACAGUGAUAUCUACACUGUGCAUCACAUGGUCUGGCACGUGGAGGAAGGUGGUCCAGCGAACGAAGCAGGGCUGCGUGAAGGGGAUCUGAUAACCCACGUCAACGGGGAGCCGGUCCAUGGGCUGGUGCACACUGAGGUGGUGGAGCUGAUCCUGAAGAGUGGAAAUAAAGUGUCCAUCUCCACUACGCCAUUUGAAAACACAUCCAUCAAAGUUGGGCCAGCUCGAAAGGCCAGCUACAAAUCCAAGAUGGCACGUAGGAACAAGAAGAGCAAAACUAAGGAUGGUCAGGAAAGUAAGAAGAAGAGUUCUUUGCUGAGGAAGAUCACCAAACAGGCAUCACUGCUUCACACCAGCCGUAGUUUAUCUUCACUGAAUCGCUCUCUGUCUUCUGGAGAAAGUGUGCCUGGCUCUCCAACUCACAACCUGUCGCCCCGGUCACCCACACAGAGCUAUAGAUCCACUCCUGAGUCUGUACAUUCAGUUGGUGGCAAUUCUUCCCAGAGCAGCUCUCCUAGUUCCAGUGUUCCCAAUUCUCCAGCCAGCUCUGGGCACAUCCGACCAAGUUCACUGCAUGGACUGGCACCAAAGCUUCAAAGGCAGUACAGAUCUCCAAGACGUAAGUCUGCAGGAAAUAUCCCUCUGUCACCACUAGCUCACACUCCAUCACCAACCCCACAGUCCACAUCACCACAGCGCUCCCCAUCUCCUUUACCAGGACACUCGAUUGGCAGCUCCAGUAUUAUUCAGUCUUUUCCAGUAAAACUACACUCCUCUCCACCACUGGUGAGACAGAUUUCUCGCCCCAAAAGUGCUGAGCCCCCUCGAUCUCCUUUGCUAAAGAGAGUGCAGUCAGCUGAGAAACUAGCUGCCUCACUGUCCUCUUCUGAGAAGAAGCUGACGUCCUCACGGAAGCACAGCUUGGAUAUCUCUCACUCUGAGUUCAAGAAGGAGAUGCUACAGAGGGAUCCGAGUCUACAGAGCUUACAGGAAUCUGUGAAUGAAACAACAGGUGGCAAACUCGGGCUAGCGGAAAAAGGGAUGUUGCAGAAGCCAGGUUCCCGAAAGUUGGGUGCAAUCCGACAGGACAGAGUGGAGAGAAGGGAGUCUCUGCAGAAGCAGGAGGCCAUAAGAGAAGUAGAUUCUUCUGAAGAUGAAACAGACGAUGGUUCGGAGGAUAGUCAGGAUGGAAGAAGAUUGGACAAGCCCCCAGAUAGCGGAGACCAAGGCUCAGAUUCUUAUAAUGGGGAUAAUAAGUUUUCCUCUAAAUUGGAAAGCAAGGAUAGUAUGGAAGAUGAUGCCUUUCUACCUGAAGAUCCAAAAAGUACGGAAGAUUUGCAGAAAGGAAACAGUCAACAAACCAAGGCUGUUUCUGAGCUGCUGCAAGUUGGUGUGCACCCUUCCCCAUCAGAGGUUCUCCCACGAACCUCUCCAGAAAACGGAGCUGGUUCAGAAAAGCCAUUCCUAAGGCCAGAAACCACUUCAAAGGAGCAUAAAUUGGUAGAAAACAAAACUUUUGAGCAUUUUGGUCCAAAAGACAAAUCUUCUGAAGCAGUCAGAGAUCUAGAGGGAACUACCAGUACUCAAAAACCAGUGGACUGCACAGAAAGUAUAAAAUGCCCAUCUGUCAAACUCCCUGAGCUUGUACAGGUUGACUCUGCAGGGGCCUCGUGUGGUAAAUUUGACCUGAAAGACCCCUUGCUGUCAGAAAUCAGUCAGAAAACCCAAGAUCCCAAACCUCUGCUAGCACUUUCAUCUUGUUGCACAGCAAGUGGGAGCUCUCCUUGUUCAAUAAGCCCUGCAGAUCGUGGUGAGAAGGACCACAAGGGCACACUUCCAUCUGCAGAACAGGACAGCACCUCAUUUCUGCAUCCUGUAAGUGAAACAUCUGAAAAAAGUCCCAGCUCAUCCCAGGCAGAGAGUGCUCCAUCUGCCAGCAAAGCGAGCCUGGCCAUGGCAGCAGGCACCGUGACCUCCACGCUGCUCGUCCCCUGCGCUAUCGAGAGGGCACUCUCGGUGUCUCAGCUGGUGCCGUUGGCACAGAGCGUUUUGGGCCCCUUAAAGCUCAGUAUGGCUGGUUCUGGAGAGAUGGAAAAGAGAAAGGAUUUCCCCCAUUUGGGUGCCUCGUGUAAAGAAGAGAGAGAUGGGAAGCAAAAAAAGCAGGAAGCUUCACAAGCAGGAGCGUGCCAGGAGAAGGCCAAACCAUCCAGUGCCGAUGGUUUGACCACGAGGAGUGCAUCCUGCACAGAGUCACUAAGCUCAGCUAAACCUUGGGAGGCAACGUGUCCCGUGGUGGCCAAAAAAGAGGCAAUGUCCUGCAGCACUAAAGCAUCGGAAGCACUGGCAGGUAGCGGCAAAGUGGCCCCAGCGAAGGAGCUGCCGCAUGCUCUGGGACAAGCAGCUCUGAGAGCCUCUCCUGUGCCAGAUGGCAGCACCAGGCCCUGCAAAGAAGGGACUCUCACGCCGGCGAGAGGCAGAGAGGCUGGAAGUCAGCUAAAAACACAGGACUUUCCCCUGUCACAUGAUGGUGCUGUAAAGAAAACAUAGCAGCAUCCCCGGUACACAUGGACUGGAGCGUUCUGCAUUCAAAAUAGAGACUGCAUGUUUGAAUUUUGUAAUAUACACUAAUAUAAAAUAGAACUUGUGUACAUCUAUUUUUGGGAGGGUUUUUUUCAUACUGUUUUUUGUGUUUUUUCAUCCUUGCUAUUCUAUUUUUGUACACAGUAAUGCUUGCUGUUUGAGGUCUCUUUAGAACAGGGUAUCGUUAAAGCAGGGCUAAAGAAACAGUUUGCUGGUUUUCCCCUCCUGCCCUUUCAUUUUGCCUUGUUGUGCUCUUCCUUCCAAUUCUGCCUUGAAGUCCCCAAAAUUCUGAACACAAAAGAAGGCAGCUUACUUCAAAAAUCUCCUGUUUUUCAGUUUUCUCGUUCAAAUUCUAUUGACAUUCCCAGAUACUGAUUUUUUCUUCGGAUUUACAAUCUGGUUUCCUUUAACAAGGAGAAGAAAAUACAGUCUGAUCCAUGAGUUACUCUGGAGCAAGCAGUCUUCUCCAGAGCAAGACCUCUGUCACUGUGUGCAUACACUCAUCCUUAAAGGAUAUGGAGGCAAGGGAUGGAGGAGCUGGACAGAGAGUUAGCUCUAUCUUCUCUUUAAACCAAAUGAAAGUGUUUUAUUCUUCUUUUUUUUUUUU